AGCCGUGCCUGGUGUACAGCAAAUUCCACGACAGUCAGGGCAACACCCAGAGAUACCCUGUCUCGGAGAAACAAAGCAACAGCAAAACAAGAACUGGAGGUCUCAGGAUUUCUCCGUUUCUAGGAUGGAACUCAAAUGCGCUGCUGCAAAGCCGAACUGCGGGUGCACUGGGUCUGAGGCUCGGAGAGAGACAUCUGAGAACAUAACUUGGCGUUCUUCGGAGGAACCGGCUCCUUCUGCACAGAACAGCCACACUGGCAACAGAUGGGUAAACGGAGGCAGGGCUCAAGCGGGUCUGGAGCCUGCUAAGGAGCUGAGGAUGUCAGGAGAGCCAGGGAUGGAGGAAGGGCUCCCACCAUCACCUGCUGCGGCCUGAGGACUUCUUUCCAGAAACCCUCAGGCUGAGUCUGUGAGUUCCACGGGUCGAACUCGAGCUGUGUGGCUGGCUCAGCCGUGCAGGCUCCCAUGGCUGUAGUUUUGAGCAGGACAUCAAUAGAAGGCGAGGUUUUCAGAGGAAGAGGUCCCCAGGAGAAGGCUCCUCUUAGCUCAUCAGGACUGGGUGGCUCAGAGGUUUUGGGUUUUUCCCCCUGUGUUUUUUGAGCAUUGCUUUAACCUUUGCGAGGUUAAAGGUUGGGGGUGGAGUGGAAACCAAAGCCUGAAAUGUAAAGCAGGUCCCAGCCCGGGCAGGUCCAAGGGGCUCCAAGGACACGCGUGACAACACCCUCGAAAGGGCUCCCUCUGUACACUCAGGUCCCCAGCAACCCCCUCCCUUCCUGUUUUGUCUGCUGUCACCAGGCUCUUACCCCAGUAGGGUGGCCUCAGCUUCACAGGUUUCUAAGCUCCAACCCCGCCCCGCCCCCAGGGCGUCCUGACUUUCGGUAAAUGAGGCGGCCAGGAAGCUCAGAGGCCGCACAGGAAGGAGCGGGGACUUUCCUGUCACAGCCCGGCUGCCGCCACCUCGGCGCAGCUGCAGGUAGGAGCUCGGGGAGCGGGCACUGGGCACUGGGGGCGCGGAAGCCGGACGCAGCCGAGGACACCGCACCGGGCGGCGGCAGCAGCGCGCAUGCGCUGCGGGCUCCCUGCCCCCACUCUCCGGUCCGCGGCGCGGGAGGAAAAGGGCCCGAACUUUCCUUUGGUUGUGCUCAUGGCACCUCCGAGUGAGGAGACGCCUCUGAUCCCUCAGCGUUCUUGCAGCCUCUCGUCCUCAGAGGCGGGAUCUCUGCAUGUCCUCCUUCCUCCGCGGGGAUCUGGGCCUCCCCAGCGACUGUCAUUCUCUUUUGGGGACUACUUGGCAGAGGAUCUGUGUGUGCGGGCAGCCAAGGUCUGUGGCAUCCUGCCUGUUUAUCACCCGCUCUUCGCUCUGGCCACCGAGGACUUGUCUCGCUGGUUCCCCCCAAGCCACAUCUUCUCUGUGGAGGACGCGGACACUCAAGUCUUGGUCUACAGGCUCCGGUUUUAUUUCCCUGACUGGUUUGGACUGGAGACAUGUCACCGCUUUGGGCUGCGCAAAGAUCUGACCAGCGCCAUUCUCGACUUACACGUUCUAGAACACCUCUUUGCCCAGCACCGCAGUGACCUGGUGAGUGGGCGCCUCCCAGUGGGCCUCAGCCUGAAGGAGCAGGGAGAGUGCCUGAGCCUGGCUGUGCUGGACCUGGCGCAGAUGGCUCGUGAGCAGGCCCAGAGGCCAGGCGAGCUGCUGAAGACCGUCAGCUACAAGGCCUGCCUGCCACCCGGCCUGCGCGACCUGAUCCAGGGUCUGAGCUUCGUGACAAGAAGGCGCAUCCGCAGGACGGUGCUCCAGGCGCUGCGCCGCGUGGUCGCCUGCCAGGCCGACCGCUACUCGCUCAUGGCCAAGUACAUCCUGGACCUGGAGAGGCUGCACCCGGCGGCCGCCGCCGAGACCUUCCGCGUGGGGCUCCCGGGAACCCAGGAGGAGCCAGGGCUCCUGCGUGUGGCCGGGGGCAGCGGAGUCGCCUGGAGCCCCGGGGACCAAGAGCUUUUCCAGACCUUCUGUGACUUUCCCGAAAUCGUGGACGUCAGCAUCAAGCAGGCCCCACGCGUGGGUCCGGCAGGGGAGCAUCGGCUGGUCACCGUUACCAGGAUGGACAGCCACAUCCUGGAAGCAGAAUUCCCGGGGCUGCCUGAGGCGCUGUCCUUCGUGGCCCUCGUAGAUGGUUACUUCCGCCUGACCUGCGACUCCAGGCAUUUCUUCUGCAAGGAGGUAGCACCGCCAAGGCUGUUGGAGGAGGUGGCAGAGAUGUGCCACGGACCCAUCACGUCAGACUUCGCUGUCCACAAACUGAAGACCGCUGGCUCCCUCCCAGGCUCCUACAUUCUCCGCCGCAGCCCUCAGGACUAUGACAGUUUUCUUCUCACUGCCUGCGUCCAGACGCCCCUUGGCCCGGACUACAAGGGCUGCCUCAUCCGCCGGGACCCCACCGGGGCCUUCUCCUUGGUCGGCCUCAGUCAGCCGCACAGGAGCCUCCGGGAGCUCCUCGCAGCCUGCUGGCAUUCUGGGCUGCAUGUAGACGGUGCCGCCCUGAAUCUCACAUCCUGCUGCGCCCCCAGACCCAAGGAAAAGUCCAAUUUGAUAGUGGUAAGAAGGGGCUGCACCCCUUCCCCAGCCCCCAGCCGCACCCUGUCCUGCUGCACGCUGAUGCAACUGAGUUUCCACACGAUCCCUGCGGACAGCCUGGAGUGGCAUGAGAACCUGGGCCACGGCUCUUUCACCAAGAUCUACCGUGGCCACCGGAGGGAGGCCGUGGAUGGUGAGACACACGAAACGGAAGUCCUCCUGAAGGUCAUGGACGCCAGACACCGGAACUGCAUGGAGUCCUUUCUAGAAGCCGCGAGCCUGAUGAGCCAAGUAUCCUACCCGCACCUCGUCUUGCUACAUGGCGUCUGCAUGGCUGGAGACAGCAUCAUGGUGCAGGAAUUUGUCUAUCUAGGCGCAAUUGAUACGUACCUGCGCAAGCGUGGUCACUUGGUGCCGGCCAGCUGGAAGCUGCAGGUGGUCAAGCAGCUGGCCUAUGCCCUCAACUAUUUGGAAGACAAAGGCCUCCCUCAUGGCAACGUCUCAGCGCGGAAGGUGCUCCUGGCUCGAGAGGGGGUUGAUGGGAGUCCUCCCUUCAUCAAGCUGAGUGACCCUGGCGUCAGCCCCACAGUGCUAAGCCUAGAAAUGCUCACCGACAGGAUCCCCUGGGUGGCCCCCGAGUGUCUGCAGGAAGCCCGGGCGCUCGGCUUAGAGGCCGACAAGUGGGGCUUCGGCGCCACGGCGUGGGAGGUGUUCAGUGGGGGACCCGUGCACAUCACCUCGCUGGAGCCCGCCAAGAAGCUGAAAUUCUACGAGGACCGGGGGCAGCUGCCGGCCCCAAAGUGGACGGAGCUGGCGGGGCUCAUCGCGCAGUGCAUGGCCUACGACCCGGGCCAGCGGCCCUCCUUCCGCGCCAUCCUCAGGGACCUCAACGGCCUCAUUACCUCAGAUUAUGAGCUCCUCUCAGACCCGACGCCCGGCAGCCUGAGUCCCCGAGAUGAGCUGUGCACUGGCACCCAGCUCUACGCCUGCCAGGACCCCACCAUCUUUGAGGAGAGGCACCUUAAAUACAUCUCUCUGUUGGGCAAGGGCAACUUUGGCAACGUGGAACUGUGCCGCUAUGACCCUCUGGGGGACAAUACAGGGCCCCUGGUAGCAGUGAAGCAGCUACAGCACAGCGGGCCAGACCAGCAGAGGGACUUCCAGCGGGAGAUUCAGAUCCUCAAGGCGCUGCACAGCGACUUCAUCGUCAAGUACCGGGGAGUCAGCUAUGGGCCAGGUCGCCAGAGCCUGCGGUUGGUGAUGGAGUACUUGCCCAGUGGCUGCCUGCGGGACUUCCUGCAGCGCCACCGCGCGCGCCUGCACUCCGGCCGCCUGCUGCUGUUCGCCUGGCAGAUCUGCAAGGGCAUGGAGUACCUGGGCGCGCGCCGCUGCGUGCACCGCGACCUGGCUGCGCGAAAUAUCCUGGUGGAGAGCGAGGCGCAUGUGAAGAUCGCGGAUUUCGGCCUCGCUAAGCUACUGCCGGUCGGAAAGGACUACUACGUGGUCCGCGAACCAGGCCAGAGCCCCAUCUUCUGGUACGCCCCAGAAUCCUUGUCCGACAACAUUUUCUCCUGCCAGUCUGACGUGUGGAGCUUCGGCGUUGUGCUGUAUGAGCUCUUCACCUAUAGCGACAAGAGCUGCAGCCCUUCGGCUGAGUUCUUGCGCAUGAUGGGGCCAGAGCGUGAUGGGCUUGCGCUCUGCAGACUUCUGGAGCUGCUGGCAGAGGGCCGGCGCCUCCCAAGGCCUCCUGCGUGCCCCACUGAGGUUCAGGAGCUCAUGCAGCUGUGCUGGGCGCCCCGCCCGCAGGACCGACCGACCUUCAGCACCCUGAGUCCGCAGCUGGACGCGCUGUGGCGUGGAAACCCCGGGUAGCAGCCAGGAAUACAGAUGUUAAAUUAUGUGACCCCGGGAUCUGCGCAAUUGUCACCUCUGGAAAUACUUUCCUGGCACAGCCGCCUCCUACAGAACUCCAGAUCCUAGUACUGCUCCACCUGGUCCAGGAACUCACCCGCCCCUUCCUCCCGGUCAGGGUCUGUAGAAAGUGCCUGUAUCCAUCUCCCCUGCCCUGUGGGCUCAGUGCGACUCCUCACAGGUUGGGCUCCGGGACAGUUUGAUGAAU
Messenger RNA from Alexandromys fortis (reed vole), 4694 nucleotides. It is a transcript of the gene Jak3, whose product is annotated as Janus kinase 3. Gene Ontology annotation, cellular component: cytosol; membrane; cytoskeleton. Bases 1064 to 4447 code for a protein of 1127 amino acids. Lineage: Eukaryota; Metazoa; Chordata; Mammalia; Rodentia; Cricetidae. The transcript has 26 exons. The record is from RefSeq and is a predicted model, not a curated record. Gene Ontology annotation, biological process: growth hormone receptor signaling pathway via JAK-STAT; cell differentiation; cell surface receptor signaling pathway via JAK-STAT. Gene Ontology annotation, molecular function: non-membrane spanning protein tyrosine kinase activity; growth hormone receptor binding; ATP binding.